Molecule: messenger RNA, 1332 nt
Organism: Plasmodium gaboni
Lineage: Eukaryota; Apicomplexa; Aconoidasida; Haemosporida; Plasmodiidae
Exons: 1
Coding region: 1-1332 (443 amino acids)
Source: RefSeq, a predicted model, not a curated record
AUGGGCCUAUAUAAAAAUAACAAUGCUAACUUUUUUUAUGGAAAAAAAUAUAGACAGAUUUCAAGAGAACUAGAAAGGAUAAAUAAUAUCAUUUUAAAAUACAAUAAAAACAUAAAAAAAUGUAUUAAAAAUAAAAAAAAAUGCUUAGAUGAAUUAUAUAUAUUAGCGAGUUAUGAAAAUUUUUUAAAAAAGAAAUAUGAAACAUAUCAAUGUAAGUUGGAGGGCUAUAUAAAUGAAGAAAAAGACAAGAUGAAAAUAAAUGAAGUAAUUAAAGGAAGAAAUAAAAAAUACUACAAUAGUCCUAAUAAUAAUAAAAUAUUUUCUUAUAAUGUCAAUUUAAUAAAUGAUGAUAAUCUUUUUAAGAAAAAAAAAAAUAAAAAAAUAAAAAAUAAAAUGAUAACCUUGAUGAUAAAUAAGGGUAACGACAAAGAUAAAAAUUUACAUAAAAAUGAGAUGAAAGGUGUUGAUCAUGUUUUUUUAUAUAAUAAUAAUAAUAAUAAUAAGAAAAAUAUUACAAGUAUGGUUUCUUCUUUGGGUUAUGGAUAUAUAAAAAGGAAGUGUGUAACAAAUAAAUAUAUUAAAAUCGAACAAGAAAAUAAUAAGAUGGAUGAAAAUAAAAAUAAAAAUAUACAUAGUGUUAAGAACGACGAAAUAAGAAAACAUUCAACCAUACAACCACUCUAUCAUAGUAAUAACAAAGAAAAGAUAAUUACAAAAAAUGUUGUAAAAGAUGAAAGUGCAAAUAUAAUCAAAGCAUAUGAUAUUAAUAAAUAUGAUAAUAAUAUUAUAGAAUACAAACAAGAACACAGGGAAAAAGAAAAAAAUAAAAGUAUGGAAAAUAUGAAUAUAUGUGAUAUAAUAUAUGAAAAAGAACAAUCUCAUAACAUUUGCAAUAUAUUAGAAGAAAAUAAAGAGGAAGAAAAAUAUAAGCCUCCACCAAACGAUGUUAUAAUAGAUUGUGAUAAUAAUAAUGUAAAGGGUGAAGAAUAUGAUAAUGAAAAAGAAAUUAAAAAUGUUCCAAUUAUAAAUGAUAAGAAUAUUGAAAAAAAUGCGGCAAAAAAGAAAAAAAAACAUAAAAAAAAAAAUAAAAAAAAUAAAAAAAAUAAAGAAAAAAAUAACGAUGAUGUAUUAAAACAUCUGGAAAAUAAUGUACAAGAUUUAGAAUUAUUGUAUGAAGAAAAAAUUAUAAAUGUCAAUACUAAAAAAGAUGAAGAACUGAAUGUAAAAAAUAAAUAUAGCGAAAAAGAUAUUGUUCAUGAUAUUCUUAGUGAAUAUUCAAAUACAUUACAAUAUACAAGUUUCCUUGAUUAUAUGAAAGAUAAGAUGGACUAA